Phalaenopsis equestris is the source of this 504-nucleotide messenger RNA. RefSeq names its product pathogenesis-related protein PR-1-like. The transcript has a single exon. Lineage: Eukaryota; Viridiplantae; Streptophyta; Magnoliopsida; Asparagales; Orchidaceae. Bases 1 to 504 code for a protein of 167 amino acids. The record is from RefSeq and is a predicted model, not a curated record. Gene Ontology annotation, cellular component: extracellular region.
AUGGCUCAACUCAUCGCCAUGUUCUUCCUCGUCACCGUCACCGUCACCGUCACCGUCACCGUCACGGGCAAUAACACCACCACCUUCAGCCUUCCCACUCAAUUCUUAGCCCCUCACAACGCUAUUCGCUCAUCCCUCAAGUUACCGCCGCUCGCAUGGGAUCCGCUGCUAACGCGGUAUGCGGAGAGCUAUGUACUACGACGACAAACCGACUGCAAAUUGGUUCAUUCAGGUGGGCCAUACGGUGAGAAUAUAUUUUGGGGAUCAGGUUCGGGUUGGAGGCCAGAUCAAGCGGUGGCGGCAUGGGGAGGCGAGGGACGAUGGUACUCUGUUAAACCUAAUAUUUGUGCUGCCGGCCGAGAAUGCGGGCAUUAUACGCAGAUUAUAUGGCGAGCUACACGCCGGCUGGGAUGCGCCGUCGUUAACUGUGGAGGUGGACGAGGACAGUUCAUGGUUUGCGAGUAUGAUCCGCCGGGGAAUUACAUUGGGGAGAGACCUUAUUAA